CGAAGGAGAACUUUUCUAUGUUGUUAAUGUAUAGUGCUGGGGUUUAUGCCGAUUGCGCUGAUUUGGAAGUUCGAUUUCUCGCCGUUUAUGAUCCUGGUCAUUGCCAUUCUCAACGACGGCACAAUCAUGACCAUCUCCAAGGACAGAGUGAAGCCAUCCCCACAUCCAGAUAGCUGGAAGCUACUGGAGAUCUUCAUCACCGGCAUCGUCUAUGGUGCCUACCUUGCUGUGUUGACCGUGGUGUUCUUCUUCGCCAUGACUAGCACCGACUUCUUCAGCGAGAAGUUCCACGUGCGUUCGCUAAGGAGCAACAAGGACGCGAUGAUGUCUGCCCUCUACCUUCAAGUGAGCAUCAUCAGCCAGGCCCUCAUCUUGGUCACCCGGUCGCGCCGCUGGUGCUUCCAGGAGCGCCCGGGGCUCUGGCUCUGCUUCGCCUUCGUCGUCGCGCAUAUCGUAAGCCCACCCCACCCGGCCUCACUCCAACAAUGGAGUGCGCGCGUUCAUAUUCAGUUGUAGCUGCAACAAUACCGAAGGAGAACAGAACAAAUCAAUGAUAAAGAUGGCGUCGACACUCUUCA
Molecule: messenger RNA, 578 nt
Organism: Triticum aestivum (bread wheat)
Lineage: Eukaryota; Viridiplantae; Streptophyta; Magnoliopsida; Poales; Poaceae
Product: plasma membrane ATPase-like
Exons: 4
Coding region: 46-516 (156 amino acids)
Source: RefSeq, a predicted model, not a curated record